AUGGGUGAUUUUGGCCCCGCAGCGUCUGAGGAGCGAGAGCAGCUUGGGGAUAGCCUUGUGGCGAUCAAGGAGUCUGUCCAGGAUAUCCAUGUACUCGUUACUGGCUUCGGCCCUUUCAAAUCCAACCUCGUAAACCCUUCCUUCCUAAUCGCCUCCGCCCUCCCAAAAAUAAUCACCAUCCCCCAGACCACCCCCACCUCCACUCCCCGCCGUAUCCUCAUCCACACCCAUCCCGUCCCAAUCCGCGUCUCCUACCAUGCCGUCCGCUUUGCCAUCCCCGCUAUAAUAGAUGCCUUCAAGAACGGCCACGAUGGCCGCCCGCCAGACUUCGUCAUCCACAUCGGCAUGGCGAACACACGGGACUACUACGCCGUAGAAACUAUGGCUCACCGCGACGACUACGGCUACACGGAUGUUGACGGGCAGGUUGGCUUUGAGGAUGGCGAAGCGAUCUGGAAAGCGAUGGGAUUGCCAGAGGUCCUCAGGCCAGGGCCAUGUACCGUGCCCGGCGAUGAUGAGAUGGAGGGUAGUGGCGGUGCCGGUGGCAUUGAUGGUGAUGGAAGUCCGUCACUGAGAAAGUCGUCUACAACCGUAUACACUACAACGGGGAUAUCAGCUACUGUCGCUACUGAUACCACGGCCACCGCUUCCAACGCCAACGCCACGACGACGACAACGACUGUUCGUCCCACAUCAUCACCGUCGCCGUCGCCAGACAUAGACAAGCAACCUCAACCCGAACAACAAGACCAAACUCCCGCACCCCCGCAAACCCCGCUCAACGAAAUCACCACAACCAUAACCACCACGGCCUCACACACCCCCACCUGCCCCUCCCCGCCCGACGCCCACUUCCUCAAAACCUGGCAAUCAUUCGUCCCGCGCACUGCUGACGUGCGCCUCUCCGACGAUGCCGGCCGCUACCUCUGCGAGUUCAUCUACUACACCAGCCUGAUGCAUGCAUACCUGGAACGGCGCAAUCGGAGCGUCGUAUUCCUGCAUGUGCCGGGCCGGGCGGAUGAUGAGGCCAUUCAGCUUGGGAAGGAGGUUGCGGCGGGGCUGGUGAGGUGUCUGGCGGCUUGUUGGGUUGUUUGA
This is a messenger RNA of Histoplasma capsulatum G186AR, 1095 nucleotides long. RefSeq lists its product as uncharacterized. Gene Ontology annotation, biological process: proteolysis. Bases 1 to 1095 code for a protein of 364 amino acids. The record is from RefSeq and is a predicted model, not a curated record. Lineage: Eukaryota; Fungi; Ascomycota; Eurotiomycetes; Onygenales; Ajellomycetaceae. The transcript has 2 exons.